Molecule: messenger RNA, 2418 nt
Organism: Paramormyrops kingsleyae
Lineage: Eukaryota; Metazoa; Chordata; Actinopteri; Osteoglossiformes; Mormyridae
Source: RefSeq, a predicted model, not a curated record
UUCUUGUUUUCAGUGAUUUCCACAGACCAUGGAGAUGCUUGACACGGCCGUGCUACCCUUCUGGCCAAGGCGCGUCUGGCACCUGGCGUGCGUCUUUUGCUUAGUUGCCAUCGCGUUCAAGCUGGCAAAGCUGCUAAUGAAGAGGAGAGAAUUCGUGCGGGUGCUUCAGCCUUUCCCGGGACCACCUAAACACUGGCUUUACGGCCACGUCCAUGAGUUUCCCCAGGAUGGUACAGAUUUAUACAAGGUCGUAAAAUGGGUUGAGACGUAUCCUCUGGCUUUUCCCUUGUGGUUCGGGCCAUCCGUAGCCGUUCUGCAUGUCCACCACCCGGAAUACAUGAAGACUAUUUUGGCAUCCACAGAGCCGAAAGACGACUUUGCAUACAACUUCCUUAUUCCAUGGAUAGAGGAGGUUAUUAAACAAAGGAAGGAGGCUCUGAAGAAUGAAAGGGAACUUGGAGCAGAACAGAAGAAGAGAAACCUGGACUUUCUUGAUAUCUUGCUGUGUGCAACAGACGAGGACCAGCAGGGGCUGUCAGACGAAGACAUCCGCGCCGAGGUGGACACGUUCAUGUUCGAGGGACACGACACGACAGCCAGCGGGAUCUCCUGGAUAUUCUAUGCCCUGGCCGGCCACCCCGAGCACCAGGAAAAGUGUCGGGCUGAGGUCAUGGACGUCUUUAAAGAGAAGGACACCAUGGAAUGGGAUGAUCUGAGCAAAAUCCCAUACACCACCAUGUGUAUAAAGGAGUGUCUCCGGCUCUAUCCGCCGGUCCCUGGGACAUCGCGGAAGCUGACGAAGCCCAUGACUUUCUUCGACGGGCGGACGUUACCAGAAGGCAUGUUUCCCCAGGACGGGACAGAUUUAUUCAAGAAUAUAAAAUGGGGAGAGAAGUAUCCUCUGGCUUUUCCCUUGUGGUUCGGGCCUUUCCUAGCCUUUCUGAAUAUCCACCACCCGGAAUACGUGAAGACCAUCCUGGCAUCCACAGAGCCGAAAGACGACAUGGUAUACAAAUUCCUUAUUCCAUGGAUAGGGAAUGGUCUGCUUGUGUCACAAGGUCAGAAAUGGUUCCUCCACAGAAGACUGCUCACCCCUGGCUUCCAUUAUGACAUCCUGAAGCAUUAUGUUACACUCAUGGCUGAAUCUGCAAGAGCCAUGCUGGACAAAUGGGAGGUUUACGCCGACCAGGAUGAGCCAUUCGAGCUUUUCAAUCACGUGAGCUUGAUGACACUGGACAGCAUAAUGCAGUGCGCGUUCAGCUGCAGAAGCAAUUGUCAGACCGAAAGUGGCAUCAACUCCUACAUUCAGGCCGUCUACGAGCUGAGUUACCUUAUAAACCUUCGGUCCCGCACCUUUCCUUACCACAGUGACAUAAUCUUCUACCUCAGCCCACAUGGUUACAGAUUCCGGAAGGCCUGCAAGAUAGCACAUGAGCACACAGAGGAGGUCAUUAAACAAAGGAAGGAGGCUCUGAAGAAUGAAAGGGAACUUGGAGCAGAACAGAAGAAGAGAAACCUGGACUUUCUUGAUAUCUUGCUGUGUGCAACAGACGAGGACCAGCAGGGGCUGUCAGACGAAGACAUCCGCGCCGAGGUGGACACGUUCAUGUUCGAGGGACACGACACGACAGCCAGCGGGAUCUCCUGGAUAUUCUAUGCCCUGGCCGGCCACCCCGAGCACCAGGAAAAGUGUCGGGCUGAGGUCAGUUUCCUCGUCGGAAUCAGUGUUUUCGGCCUUCACCGGAACCACAUGGUUUGGGAAAACCCCCACGAGUUCAACCCCCUGAGAUUCCUCCCGGAAAACUGCGCCAAGCGCUCUCCCCACGCCUUCGUGCCCUUCUCUGCGGGCCCGAGGAACUGCAUUGGGCAGAACUUUGCCAUGAACGAGAUGAAGGUGGCUGUUGCCCUGACUCUGAAACGGUACAGACUGGAGAGGGACCCCAACUUUGUUCCUAAGAUGAUCCCACGGUUGGUGCUCCGCUCCCUCAACGGCAUCCAACUAAAGAUCAAGCGUGUGACGCCCGACCCCUGAGUCCCUGCCCCUGCACCCUAUAAAGACAGACAUUCCCGCUCGACAUGGUGCCUUUUACAAUUACGUUAAUUAUUCCAGACAGUAUUAGUGUCGAUGUCGUGGUGUUAGUGGUUAUACUGAAAUCAGGAAGAUUUCAAUCUUAAUCCGGAUUUUUUCCAUAGCAAAUUGAAGAGAUGCACUCUUGUCAAAUCAUCCUGGAAAAUAAGCUAUUGUGUUACCAAGCCAACAGUUUGCCAGACCCUCCCCCCUAAAUUCGUACAUGAUCAAGGACGCUGAUUAAAUGUGGCUAAGGACUGCUCUAGGACACCUUCAACUAUGACAUCAGGCUAAAGGUUAAACAUACUAAAACUAAAAAUAAAUCACACUUCCAAUGUGAUGCUUCUACA